Messenger RNA from Strongylus vulgaris, 576 nucleotides. The record is from the annotation of a GenBank genome assembly. NCBI's taxonomy places the organism in Eukaryota, Metazoa, Nematoda, Chromadorea, Rhabditida, Strongylidae.
AUGGAGGAGGCGGCACCGCAGAGCUACUCGAGUAGUGAAUCUCGCAAGGUUAUGCAGUUCUAUGGAGCGUUUGCAGCAGAGAAAGAUGGUCCUGUCUCUAUUCCCAUUAAAGAGUUGCUAAAAAUAUUCGAACAGAUGGAGCGUAUGCGGUUGUCUUGGAAAGCUGCCGAGGAAAAAUCAGCAUAUUUUGAAGAACAGUACACAAAAUCAUCAACUGAGCUUGAUACUACUAUAACAGAGCUACGGCGGUGUAAAGCCGAAUUGAAGGAUGCACGUGCACAAAUAAGGGCUCAGAUAGCUGAAAUUAACGCUCAACGAGCAGAUGCUGAAGAAAUGAGUCAGCGUUUGAAGCUUGUCAGCGAGUAUCUUAAAUCAGAUCUUGAACGCCUUCCAGCAGAGAAGAGUAAACAGCUUGAUUUCUUAAGAAAUCCGGAGUUGAUAAGAACACAUUCGAAGCGUGUUCUUCGAGAGCACUACAUGGAGGAGGGUGAUACAGAAGAAACGAGUAUGGACUAUGAUGUUACUGGUGAUACCCUAGAUACCCUAGAUGAGCUCGAGGAAGAGCACGAAAGGUAG